This is a messenger RNA of Botrytis sinoallii, 1092 nucleotides long. RefSeq lists its product as uncharacterized. Lineage: Eukaryota; Fungi; Ascomycota; Leotiomycetes; Helotiales; Sclerotiniaceae. The transcript has 5 exons. Gene Ontology annotation, molecular function: zinc ion binding; nucleic acid binding. The record is from RefSeq and is a predicted model, not a curated record. The coding region runs from base 1 to 1092 and encodes 363 amino acids.
AUGCCCACCCAUCGUAGUUACAGCCAAUGGCUUUUGGCAAUCAAAAAUCGUGUCAUACGUCCAAAUCCACCAGAUAGCCCAUUGGAAACUCGAGAUGAAUGGAAUUCUCUCGUUGAUCGGCUUAUGGAAACUUUAGAUUGGCCGCCAUUUGUUAAGGAGAUUCGUGAUUAUGUUUGGGUAUCUGCAUUAUGGAACCACUACUUCGGGCUUGGUAAAAUUCACAAUGCACCUUUGUUCAUUUCACGACCGAGCUACUGCGAUAUAGAUUGGCUCAUGCCGUCAAUCCAAGUACUCCAGUCUGACCACGAGUCUCAAGUUCAACCACCAGUACUUCCACCACAACUUGAAGAGCAAGAUCAUACACCAGAAAAUAUGAACGCCGCUGUCGCCGCCGUCAUCGCCGUCGAUGAAAUCUAUGUCGAUUGGUAUCGGACUAUCACGGAGAGGGCUUUAGAUCCACGUCGUCCGUUGGUGACUGAGGAGGCUUUCAGAGACAAUCUUGCUGUGCCUUGCUUAUGGAAUGAUUACUUCGGGCAUGGAGGAGUUGGCGAUCCACCUAAUUUCCUUACGCGACCACAAUAUGUUCCUCUUGAAUGGCUGCCACUGGAGAUCCAAGAGCUCCACAGAGAACUGGCUCUAAUAGAUAGAACGCUGGGGGAACCUGCUCGAUUGGCAGAGCAUCAAGAGCAACCGCAACACAUACGUGGAAUUCAGCAGCCGCCACUAAAUAUGGAGGAACGUAAUGAUAUUCCCGGUACCGAAGCACUUAUGGAGAACAAUGCCAGUGAGGUAGAUGAGCAGCAUCUUCGCCGACCAAGAAUCCAGUGCAUCAACUGUGGGCGACGAAACCACGCGUUGUAUGACUGCCCAGAACAAUGUCAGGUCUGUGGAAAUAACCAGCAUUUCCCUAAUUGUCGAAUUCAAGCAGCUCUUAAUAGACCUAGGCCUAGCCCUUGGGGCUUGGGGCUUGAUACAGACCGCUCUUGGAGUGAAUAUUUCGCUCGACGUUUUGGUUUAAACUAUACGUCGGUCGUGGAGGGAAAUAGCAUUGGUGCGGGAAAAGGAGCUGAUGAUGAUGUUCGGGAAGCUUGA